Molecule: messenger RNA, 1734 nt
Organism: Lacerta agilis (Sand lizard)
Lineage: Eukaryota; Metazoa; Chordata; Lepidosauria; Squamata; Lacertidae
Gene: LRATD1
Product: LRAT domain containing 1
Exons: 2
Coding region: 400-1293 (297 amino acids)
Source: RefSeq, a predicted model, not a curated record
GUCGUCUGGCAUCCCACCCUUGCCGCGUGGAUGAUUGACACUCCGGAGGAUGGCUCGACUUUUCCACGCGCGGAGCCCAGCAGCCAAUGAGCACGGCCAAGGGCGGGCCUUGGCAUCCGGAGCAGCUGCUACUUUAGACUCGCCGGUGCUGCCGAAGGGAGACCAGAGCCGAGAAGGACCGGGCAGGGGAAAGGGCGCAGGAGGGACAGCGGGCGCGCAUGCCAGUCGGGACCCUUGGACGGCGGGUGCCCAGGAGGAGGAAGACCUGGCGCGACUCCUUGUCGUCCGCGGCGGCAGCCCCCAUGGCGACCAGAGGACUUUAAAUGAGUUCGGGGGCUUUGGCAGGAUCUGGGCGAUUCCGGAUCCGGCGAUCCUUGCUCUCGCCUCGCCCUGUCAUUGAUGGGAAAUCAACUGGAUCGCAUCACGCACCUGAAUUACAGCGAGCUGCCGACCGGGGACCCCUCUGGCAUCGAGAAGGACGAGCUGCGCGUCGGGGUGGCUUACUUCUUCUCGGAUGAGGAAGAGGACCUGGACGAGCGAGGAGGGCAGCCGGACAAGUACAGCGUGAAAGGCUCCAGCAGCCCCGUCCAAGAGACCCCCACCCACCACCAUCACCACCACCACCAUCACCACCACCACCCUCCGCAGCUGGUGCUGAGCGAGACCCAGUUCUCCGCCUUCCGCGGCCAGGAAUGCAUCUUCUCCAAGGUGAGCGGAGACCCCCAGGCUGGGGAUUUGAGCGUCUACCCGGUGGCGGCCCUGCCUGCCUUGUGCAAGCCGGGCGACCUGCUGGAGCUGCUGUACCUGGGGCCAUCCGACCACCCUCCACCUCCGCCACACUGGGCAGUCUAUGUGGGCAGCGGGCAGAUCAUCCACUUGCACCAGGGCCAGAUUCGCCAGGACAGCUUGUACGAGGCGGCCGCUGGCAACGUGGGCCGGGUGGUGAGUAGCUGGUACCGCUACCGCCCCCUGGUGGCGGAGCUGGUGGUGCAGAACGCCUGCGGCCACCUGGGCUUAAAGAGCCACGAGAUCUGCUGGACGAACUCGGAGAGCUUCGCCGCCUGGUGCCGCUUCGGCAAACGGGAGUUCAAAGCCGGCGGCGAGCUCCAGCCGCCCCCGGGCUCCCAGCCCCGGGAGCAGCAGUACUAUCUCAAGAUCCACCUGGCCGACAACCAGGUGCACACGUUGCGCUUCCAGAGCCUCGAGGACCUAAUCAGGGAGAAGCGCAGGAUCGACGCCAGCGGCAAACUGAGAGUGAUCAAAGAGCUGGCCAUCGUGGAUGGCAAAGAGUGAAAAGGGGGCGCCCGCCGUGUUGAGGGGCGCCUGGGUGGGUGGGGAUCACAGGAGGGAGAGGCCAGCUCUGGUCCGGCCGGCGUGCCCCACCCGGACUCGUUCCCGCCACGCCACGCCACGUGGGUGGCCGCCCUCUUUCUCUCUCGCUCUCCCACGCCCCACUUUCCCUUUCCGUUCUGUUCCAUCAAGGGGAAAAACCAUGGCAACAUUCCAAGCGAAACCAGCGCCGCUCCUCCCGCUCUCAUUGGCCAGUGCUCGGUUCGCCUCCGACUAACACGAUCACACUAGUGAUAUCUAUCGAAGACGAGGAUGCGGUUGGCAGGAAAGCGGGCGGGGGGUGGGAGGGAGGAGAGAUGCAGUUAGCAAAAGUAUGCGGACAAAGUCACUCCUGGCUAUCGAUGUUGAUCAUAGCUCCCAGCGUGCUUAAUAAAAUUUCAAAUU